Molecule: messenger RNA, 1981 nt
Organism: Dryobates pubescens (Downy woodpecker)
Lineage: Eukaryota; Metazoa; Chordata; Aves; Piciformes; Picidae
Gene: CSK
Product: C-terminal Src kinase
Exons: 13
Coding region: 170-1522 (450 amino acids)
Biological process (GO): protein phosphorylation; regulation of Fc receptor mediated stimulatory signaling pathway; adherens junction organization
Molecular function (GO): protein binding; protein tyrosine kinase activity; ATP binding
Source: RefSeq, a predicted model, not a curated record
CCCCCCCCUCCCCCCUUUCCCCCCCCGCGCCGGCCCAGCCGAGCCCGGAGGCCCCCGGUAGCACCGCAUGGAGCAGCCGGCGGCGGGCUAAGCCCCUGCCCGGAGGGAGGUCUCAUGGUACCAAGUGACGUGUCCCCACUGUGAGAUUCGCUCCCCCCAACCUGAGAAGAUGUCAGGGAUGCAGGCCGUGUGGCCGUCCGGUACAGAAUGUAUCGCCAAGUACAACUUCCACGGUACUGCCGAGCAGGACCUGCCCUUCAGCAAAGGAGAUGUCCUCACCAUCGUGGCUGUCACCAAGGAUCCCAACUGGUACAAGGCAAAGAACAAGGUGGGCCGGGAGGGCAUCAUCCCUGCCAACUACGUGCAGAAGCGGGAAGGGGUGAAAGCUGGCAUCAAGCUCAGCCUCAUGCCGUGGUUCCAUGGGAAGAUCACACGGGAGCAGGCGGAGCGGCUGCUGUACCCCCCCGAGACAGGGCUGUUCCUGGUGCGGGAGAGCACCAACUACCCCGGGGACUACACCCUCUGUGUCAGCUGUGAGGGCAAGGUGGAGCACUACCGCAUCAUCUACUCCUCCAGCAAGCUCAGCAUCGACGAGGAGGUCUACUUUGAGAACCUCAUGCAGCUGGUGGAGCAUUACACCACGGACGCAGAUGGGCUCUGCACCCGCCUCAUCAAACCGAAGGUGAUGGAGGGCACAGUGGCAGCACAGGAUGAAUUCUCCCGCAGUGGCUGGGCCCUCAACAUGAAGGACCUCAAGUUGCUGCAGAUCAUUGGCAAAGGAGAAUUUGGAGAUGUGAUGCUGGGGGACUACCGGGGGAACAAAGUCGCCGUGAAGUGCAUUAAAAACGAUGCCACAGCGCAAGCCUUCCUGGCCGAGGCCUCCGUCAUGACGCAGCUCCGGCACAGCAACCUGGUGCAGCUCCUGGGCGUGAUCGUGGAGGAGAAGAGUGGCCUUUACAUUGUCACCGAGUACAUGGCCAAGGGCAGCCUAGUAGAUUACCUGCGGUCACGCGGGCGGUCGGUGCUGGGUGCAGACUGCCUGCUGAAGUUCUCCCUAGAUGUCUGUGAAGCCAUGGAGUACCUGGAAGCCAACAACUUCGUCCACCGGGACCUGGCGGCGAGGAACGUGCUGGUCUCGGAGGACAACAUCGCCAAGGUCAGCGACUUCGGGCUGACCAAGGAGGCCUCCUGCACGCAGGACACAGGGAAGCUGCCGGUGAAGUGGACGGCACCAGAAGCACUUAGAGAAAAGAAAUUCUCCACCAAGUCGGAUGUGUGGAGCUUCGGGAUCCUCCUCUGGGAAAUCUACUCCUUCGGGCGAGUGCCUUAUCCGAGAAUCCCCCUGAAGGACGUGGUACCCCGCGUGGAGAAGGGCUAUAAGAUGGAUGCUCCUGAUGGCUGCCCUGCCGUCGUCUACGAGGUGAUGAAGAAGUGCUGGACCCUGGACCCCGGCCACCGGCCGUCCUUCCACCAGCUCCGUGAACAGCUAGUGCAUAUCAAAGAGAAGGAGCUCUACCUGUGAGGGGGGGGCUCACCCACCCACCCCCCCCAGCAGCCAGAGGGGACCCACACUGGGGAGGGGACGGGGGUGUGAGCAGCAUCCCCCCCCCUUACCCAGCCCUAGCGCCGGACGCAACCAGGAGGGAGCCCUGGGUGGUGGGGGGAGAGUUCCUCCCCUCGCAAUUCUCCUGGUUGCUUCCAAACAUCCAAAUCAAGUUUGUUUUGUUGGUUUCAGUUCCCAGGUUUUAAGGGUUUGGGUUUGUUUUUUUGUUUCUCCUUUGGUCUCCCAGGCUCCUUUAUUAUUAUUGGGUUUUGUCUCCCAGGCUCCUUUGGGUUUGGUUUGGGCUUUGUUUUUUUCAGUCUCCCAAGCUCCUUUUUCUUUUCUCUUUGUUUGUUUGUUUGUUUGUUUGAUUUUGGGGGUCAUUUCUGUUUUGUUGUUGUUGGGUUUGUUUGCUUUUAUUUUGGGCUGGGUUCCUUGGUU